UUUAAUUUUGUUAAAUUUGAUUUCUUUCGUUAAAAAAAGGUUUUUUUUUGUAAUUUUUUCAAAAAUGGAUCGACGUUUACCACCAUUAACUUGUGACAAUUGGAAUGAAUGGAAAAAAGAAUCUAAAAUCAUAUUAAAUCGUUUGUAUUUAUGGUCUAUUGUCGAUGAUGAUCAACUUUCGGAUAAACACAAAGCUUUGGAUGAUGCAAUCGUCGAAAUGAUUCUAUUUUCUAUCGAAGAUAAAUCCUUGAUGAUUUCAUUGGCAAAAAAUUGUUCGUCAUCAAAUAAUUUGUGGCAAAAAUUAUGCGAACAUUUCGAAUCCUCAGCAAGUGUUAAUAUUGAAACAAAUGAUGAAAUCGAAUCAUCUAAUUUUGCUGCUAUACAGAUCAAAAAGGAUACUCACGAUGUUCAAAUACAAUCAUCAUUGUUGGACUUAUCCGGAUCUCUACCCGAUGAUUUCGAAGAACUUUUUGCUCUUGUUCAACAAUUAGAAAUUAAAGUAAUUGAAACUUUGUCUGAAAUCAAAGAUGAAUCAUUGGUCAUCGAAAAAGGCAUCAGAAUUCGACAGCAAUUUUUGGAUUUCAUUGGUGUUGUCGAAAAUUUUUGUGUUCCUUGUGAAACAGAAACUAUUAUCACAUGUGAUUCUCCACGAUCUUCGAAUUUAAUUAAUGAUGUUUCUGACUUUAAACCACGUGAAAUUGAAACCAUUGAUGAAACUAAAUGUAAAUCGAAAAAGUCAAAACCAACAGUUUCUGAAUGUGAAAAUGAAAUAACAUUCGAAAAUAUCACGACCUGUGAAAAUCAAAAUAAUUUUUUGGAUGAUCAACAUAACAAAAGUAAAGACGAAGAAGUUAUUGAUGAAAUUUUGGUAUGUUUAAAAGAACCUACUGCAAAUGACACUGUAGUGGAAAAUGACUCAUCUUUUUUGAGACCUAAUAACGAGAAAAAUGAUAAUCUUCCCUGGUUAAAAACUAACGAUUUAAAUCUAUGGUCUCGUUUGUUGAUUCUUGAUCAGACAUUUUUGUCAAAAUUGGAUAAAUUUUAUUGCAAUUCUAGUGGUGAAUAUUGGCUUUUUGAUGAUGAUGGCAAAAUAUUCCGUUAUGGUCAUCAUGAUCGAAAUCGAGAAGAUUUUACUGAUAUCCAAUCACCAAUAUUAAUCAAUGAAUUGAGUAAUGAGCUUAUCAAAUCGAUUGUCCCUUGCUUUAAUUAUAAGAGUACUUGGUCUCUGAUUCUAACCCAAGAUGGACAGCUCUAUGCUAUUGGCGAUAAUCAGUAUGGACAACUUGGCAUUGGUAAUACAGAAUUUCAACAUAGACCAGUUUUUGUUUCGGGAAAUAUUCGUAAAGUUUCUUGUGGUAUAUACCAUGCCUUGGCGAUAACUAAUGAUGGAAAAGUGUUAAGUUCUGGCUCGAAUCAAUUUUUUCAAAACGGACACAAAAUAAAAAGUCAUGGUAAAUUAACACUUAGCGAAAUUGAUUCAUUUCGAAAUGAUCGAGUCAUGGAUAUCACUUGCACUAUUAAUGCUUCAAUAAUUAUGAAAGAAUUUCAUGAAAUAUAUCUGUUCGGUUCUUUUAAUCGAAACAUUUUUUUUCCACCAAAACUCAUCAUUUUUGAUUCAUUCAUAACAAGAAUUGUUGGUGGCCGAGAUGAAUUUCUUGUUCUUUCCAAUGAAAUGAAACAAAAUCAUGAUCGUAUUAGUGAACAAGCUCAUAUCUAUCAAUCGAAUAAUGAAUCAAAAUUUAUUAGUCACAAGAUCAAAUUUGAUUUUUCGGAAUCUAAAAUAAUUGCUGUUUAUCCUCAAAUUUAUUCCAGUAAUUACGUAUUUGUUACUGAGGAUGGCUUAUGCCACAUCAUCUGUUACCAGCAACCACGACAAAUAAUAACAACAAAAUUUUCAUCAGUACCCGAUGUUUUUUGUUUGUUUCUUUAUCCACAAACGGGAUCAAUUAUUCGUUUACCAAAAGAGUUGACCCAGAAUCUCGAUCGUAUUUCAACAUUGAACAAUCCAGGUGUGGCUGAUAUUAUUUUUAAAAUUCCAAAUUCAAAUGUAUUGUAUGCUGAACGUGAACGUUUAAGUGGACGUUCAUUUUUUUGGCACAACUCAUUCAAUUGCCAAUGGGCGAGCAAAUAUCCGGCCACUAUUCAUUUUAAAUAUUUGCCAUUCUAUCUUUAUUUACGUUUUGUUUAUGAAAUGCCCGAUUUGAAAAUGAUCAAUUUGUUGGAUUUCAUUGAAGAAUUGUAUGAUUUGGGCAGAAAAUUUGAAGAUGGUGAUUUUAUUCAUUAUCUUAAUAAUUUAGCCAAUCGUAAAGCUAAAAUCAAUAAUAAGCCAACUUAAAUGUUAAUUUUUUUUUCGAUUUCCGAAAGAAC
Messenger RNA from Dermatophagoides farinae (American house dust mite), 2367 nucleotides. Its product is annotated as RCC1 and BTB domain-containing protein 1. The record is from RefSeq and is a predicted model, not a curated record. NCBI's taxonomy places the organism in Eukaryota, Metazoa, Arthropoda, Arachnida, Sarcoptiformes, Pyroglyphidae.